AUGAAGCAGUCCCGGCUGGAAGUGUCACCAAGCUUGAAAGUUGCAAAUGUUAGUAGGUUGCGACCUGAAAGUGUUGGCACUCGGAAGACUUACUCAAUUGAUUAUAAUAACAUGGAAGCUGAUCCAAAUCGUAUUAGACUGACCACAAAGAAAUUUUUAAAGAAGAAAAUGAAAGAAAUCAGAGAUAUUUUUGUAAUUAUUGACAAACUAAAACCUCAAACUAAUCUACUCAAUGCAAAGCUGAAUGCCUUGGAUAUGAAAGCCAAGUUCACGUGGGAAGUCUUUUAUGAUCUGCUCCCUUUCAUUGGCCCUCUUGUCAUAUCGGAAUUUUCAAUUUUUAACAAAACUGAUGUCAAGACAAUAACAAAGAAAUAUGAUGACAGUAUCAAGUCUAAUUUACAUCUACAUUUGAAUCGAUGGCGGCAGACUAUUUCACAGAUUAAAUGCUUUCAAGAAUAUGAAAAACAAAAAGAAUCGGAGACAGAAGCAAAGGAAUCACUCCGCAAAAAGAAAUUACUUUUAGAACAACGAAAAAGAGAUCUGGAGGAUAUCAAACUCAUAGAUGAACAAACACAGAGGUUGCAAUCACUCUCUUUCUCAGAAGCUCGUGUCGAGAUUUUUAAAAUGCUGAAAUGCUCUUUACCAGAGUCAAAAACGUCGAAACUUUCUGAUUCCUCCUCUGUUUCAUCGUCUGAUUCACCGCCUUUUUUAUCGGAUGAAGAAGACAACUUUCCCUUUCUCUAA
Auanema sp. JU1783 is the source of this 744-nucleotide messenger RNA. Lineage: Eukaryota; Metazoa; Nematoda; Chromadorea; Rhabditida; Rhabditidae. The record is from the annotation of a GenBank genome assembly.